Molecule: messenger RNA, 1930 nt
Organism: Musa acuminata AAA Group (dessert banana)
Lineage: Eukaryota; Viridiplantae; Streptophyta; Magnoliopsida; Zingiberales; Musaceae
Product: transcription termination factor MTERF4, chloroplastic
Exons: 1
Coding region: 45-1601 (518 amino acids)
Biological process (GO): regulation of DNA-templated transcription; developmental process
Molecular function (GO): double-stranded DNA binding
Source: RefSeq, a predicted model, not a curated record
UCUCCCCUCCGAUCCCAAUCUCCUAUCAUCUCAUCCCGGAAACCAUGAAGGUUCAAGUUCUCGGUCGCCCCGGCGGCCAUUUGCUCUUCUCCCACCCCAAAUCACCCAUCGUCUGCCUCGCCAACCAACACCCCGUUGCGAAAAACCCCAUCUUUGACCCCGAGAAACCCUACCGGAGACGGACGAACGCCUCCUCCUCCGCCGCCCCUUUGGCUACUUCCGCUGCCCCUUCUCGCCGCGCCGCCGACGUCCCCGGCCGGCCCUCCCCCUCCUCCCUCUACUCGCGGCCCAGCCUCCAGCAGAUGAAGGCCGAGCGUGCCGCCAACCGCGCCCGCGUCUACGAGUUCCUGCGCUCCCUCGGCGUCGUCCCCGACGAGCUCGACGGCCUCGAGCUACCCGUCACCGUCGACGUCAUGCACGAGCGCGUCGAAUUCCUCCAGUCCCUCGGCCUCACCGUGGACGACAUCAACAGCUACCCGCUCGUCCUCGGCUGCAGCGUCAAAAAGAACAUCGUGCCCGUGCUCGACUACCUCGGCAAGCUGGGCGUCCGCAAGGCCACAUUCACCGAGUUCCUGCGGCGGUACCCGCAGGUCCUCCACUCCAGCGUCGUGGUGGACCUCAUGCCGGUCGUCAAGUACUUGCAGGGCCUGGACAUACGGCCCAACGACAUCCCCAGGGUCCUCGAGAAGUACCCGGAGGUGCUCGGAUUCAAAUUAGAGGGCACCAUGAGCACGUCGGUGGCGUAUCUGGUUGGGAUCGGCGUUGCGAGGAGAGAGAUAGGCGGCGUCCUUACACGGUAUCCAGAGAUAUUGGGGAUGCGAGUGGGAAAGGUGAUCAAGCCUUUCGUCGAGUACCUCGAGUCGAUCGGGUUACCAAGGCUUGCAGUUGCGAGAUUGAUAGAGAAAAGGCCUCAUAUCCUUGGCUUCAGCUUGGAGGAGCAGGUGAAACCCAAUGUUGAGGCUUUGCUGGAGUUUGGUAUUAGGCAGGAGGCAGCAGCUUCGGUGAUAGCGCAAUACCCGGAUAUUAUGGGGCUCGAGCUGAAGGCUAAGCUUACUUCACAGCAGAGCUUGUUUGAAUCGAAUAUCUUGGUUGAUCGUGAUGAAUUUGGAAGAGUCAUCGAGAAGAUGCCUCAAGCUGUUAGCCUAAGCCGCUCUACCGUAUUGAAGCAUGUAGAUUUCCUCAAAGGCUGUGGCUUUUUGUUGAAUCAAGUCGGCAGAAUGGUCGUAGGGUGCCCCCAAUUGCUCGCACUGAAUCUUGAUAUCAUGAAAAUGAGCUUUGAGUAUUUCCAGUCGGAGAUGGAUAGGGAUUUGGAAGAACUUGUUUUAUUUCCUGCUUUCUUUACCUAUGGUAUCGAGUCCACAGUGAGACCUAGGCAUCGGAUUACCUCUAAAAGAGGCAUUAAGUGUUCUCUAGCAUGGUUGCUUAACUGUAGUGAUGAAAAAUUCGAAGAACGGAUGAAGUAUGACUCUAUUGGGAUUGAAGAAAUGGAAACAGAACCAUCAUUCGACAUGAAAUCUCUGUUACAGCCUAGGAAAGACGAAGAAUCUGCUUCUGAAUAUGACGACAGUGAUUAUGAAGACACCGACGAAGAGUAUCUAUGAUAUUUAUCAUGCACCAAUGCUUUCUGCCUGAUGAAACCAAAUGGAAACUUUCUCAGGAAUUUUAUCAUGUGCCAAUGUAGUUUCACCUCGGCAUUGGAAAGGAGCACCAAUUAAAUGGAAACUUUCUCAGGAAGUUCCGUUGAUAUAUUCAGUAGCCAUUUUCAUGACAAGUUCUUGAGGUACAAAUUUUAAUCUGUGCAACUUCCAUAGUUGUGUGAGAUAAAGAAACUACAUUCGGUGAGGUGCUUUAAAUAUGUGAAGUGUUCGAAAAGGACGAAAACACAAAAGUUGUAAGUUUUUUUUAGAUUUAUUCCAUUAGAUCUUCAUGA